Molecule: messenger RNA, 744 nt
Organism: Halteromyces radiatus
Lineage: Eukaryota; Fungi; Mucoromycota; Mucoromycetes; Mucorales; Cunninghamellaceae
Exons: 2
Coding region: 31-621 (196 amino acids)
Biological process (GO): regulation of transcription by RNA polymerase II
Cellular component (GO): transcription regulator complex; PcG protein complex
Molecular function (GO): DNA-binding transcription factor activity, RNA polymerase II-specific; RNA polymerase II cis-regulatory region sequence-specific DNA binding
Source: RefSeq, a predicted model, not a curated record
UUUUUUUUUUAUAUAAAAGUUUCUUUUAUUAUGCCAAGUGAACCAGGCCUUUCUAUUAAAGAUGCUAGUGGUAGACAAAUUAGUUUAUUAAAUGAUUCUCCUCCUCCUUCUUCUUCUUCUUUUACUACUCGACGUCGUUAUCAUUGUACUGAACCUGGUUGUAAUAAAAGUUUCACAACAAGUGGUCAUCUUGCUCGUCAUAAUCGAAUUCAUACUGGUGAAAAGAAUUUUCACUGCUUAUACCCUGGUUGUCCAUCACGUUUUUCUCGUCAAGAUAAUAUGAUGCAACAUUAUCGAACUCAUAUGUCACCUAAAUCAAGACGUCAUCCAUAUCAUCAUCGUUCUUAUCCCUUUCAUGAAAAGAAAAUACCUCAAUUACAUCGUCAUACUCAUAUUCAAUCAGAAACAAAUGAUUUACAACCUUUGAAUCAAUCUUGUUUCCCUACACAUACUUAUUUACCGCCACCAGCAAAACAUCACCCUUUACCUCCAAUGAAUUAUCAACAUCGUCAUGAAAUUAAUUCUACUCAACUUAACAAUGAUUCUCAUAAAGACAAUGAAAGAAAAGAUGAAUCUUCGGAUUUAUUACAAUUGGCUUAUAUUGUUAGUACUUUUGGAUGAUUGAUUUUGUAUAUAUAUAUCUUUUUUUUAUAUAUUUAUUUAUUAGUUUGUACAUGAUCUUUUUUAACUGUUUGAUAUACGCCACUACAUGAAUCCAAUAAAGAAUUUUUUUUUUUUUAAAAA